Molecule: messenger RNA, 309 nt
Organism: Amoebophrya sp. A25
Lineage: Eukaryota; Dinophyceae; Syndiniales; Amoebophryaceae
Source: the annotation of a GenBank genome assembly
AUGAAACUGAAAUGGGUCGUACUAGUAAGUAGAGGACCACUACACUGCUGGCGGUGCUCCUUCAAAAAUCUUCUAGAAGGUACUGCAACUACAGGGAGUAGAAGAUACUUCGCAACUACAACAUCAGUCCUCGAUCAACAGAAAGACCGCACUACAGGGAGUACUACAGGGAGGACCUCGUCACUAGACAUCACUACAAUAAAAAACCUUCACAUUGCAUUAUCCACAAUUUCAAAAAAGUAAAACACUAUGAUGCUGACUUCUUCAAUGAUGUGAUAAUGAACAAGGGCCACAUGAAUUACAGGGGGC